Acyrthosiphon pisum (pea aphid) is the source of this 823-nucleotide messenger RNA. RefSeq lists its product as uncharacterized. The coding region runs from base 237 to 479 and encodes 80 amino acids. Lineage: Eukaryota; Metazoa; Arthropoda; Insecta; Hemiptera; Aphididae. The transcript has 3 exons. The record is from RefSeq and is a predicted model, not a curated record.
AAAUAUGAAUAUGAAUCUCAUUAUUAUAAAUUACCCGAUUGAACUAAACCCAGUAUUAUAUGUUAGAGCACCGACAUCGGUUCCAUUUAUUAUUAUUGUUGUUUUUCAGAUUAUUAUAUUUGUUCUACCAAUACGCUCAGAAGAAUACAAAGUAGUGCAGUUACCACACGUUUGUUCUUAUUGCUUUUAACUUGUAGUCACCAAAUUGAUGUCAGUACAAUAAAAAACAAAAUAUAAUGCUUGUGACUUUUCGCCUUGUUCGAGUAGGACUGGUGAUACUGACUGCCGUCGUUUUAUUUCUGGUGGUAUACUACCUCCAGGAAUCCUUGGAGUACAACUCUGCUACCAGAAUCUCCGACCAAGAAUUCUGGUUUCCAUCGUCAAGCAUAUUGAGAGCAGUAUCGUUCAGCGAGGUCGGAAACACAUCCUACGUCGAACCACCCACCCAACUCACACUGGAACGUCUGGAACGAUGUUGAUUAUUUUCUUCAGAUUUCAAUCAAAACGUUGCCUGUACCUAGUAGUACUGAUAAUACUGACCGCCAUAGUUUCGUUCCUAGUCUUAUAUCCAGAAUCACAUGCCACCGACCACAAAAUCGAUGAUCCAGAUUUCCAGGUACCACUACAGUCGAAUAUCCCAGCGGGCUUGUACAAUGAAGUUGGAAUUGUCUCUAACGGUGGACCGUGCUCACAAAUCGGAGUGUAAUAAAAUUAUUAAAUUACAAUAUUAUUAAAAUAACAAAAAUAUUGCCAAAAAAUAGAUUUUUUAAUAUAUUUAAUACUUUAUACUCUACUACUUUUACUAGUACCUAUUGCUUUUUAA